GUUAGUUAGUGACAUAUAUAGAUAUAGUUGAUAACCUAAAAAGUAGCAAAACAAAUUAUUUUCAGCAACAUAUAACUAAAUAACAAAGCUUUGUAUGAAAAAUAAAGUCCUAUGUGGAGUACGUCUGUAGAACGUAUAUGUACUGAAAGAAUCAUUCAAAAAUGAACGAACUAGAGAAGUUAGAAUACCUGUCUUUGGUAUCAAAAGUAUGUACUGAAUUGGAAAACCAUUUGGGUAUGAAUGAUAAAGACUUGGCUGAAUUUAUCAUACAUCUAUCUGAAGAAAACAAUACAUUGGAAUCAUUUAAGAAGGCUCUCCUUGAGAAUGGGGCAGAAUUUUCAGACUCAUUUAUCUCAAACUUGUUGCGCAUUAUUCAACAUAUGCAACCAAGGAAGAAAAGCAGAAGUUUAGAAGAAGAUGAGUUUACUGAAGCAGACAAAGAUGCUUUAGCAUAUAAGUUCCCUGGCUUAGCAAUACCUAAUGAAACUCAAAAACCACUGGUUAAUGAAGAAUCAGAGGAUGAAAAAGAAGAAAAACCUGAUAAUAAUGAUAAUGAUGUUGUGGCUGAUUUGAUGGCACAAUUUGAAGCAGAUGCUCCAUCUAAAAAAGAGCAUAAAGAGGCUAGUCACAGUCCAGAAAGGAAACGGAAAAAGUCUAGGUCACCUGAGAGAGAUCAUGAUUCUAGAAGGAACAGAGAUACAGAUAGAAGGCACAGGUCAAGGUCAAAAGAGAAGGAUAAGCAUAGAAGACACAAGGAAUCAAAAAGAAGUAGGUCUAGAGAACGUAGAAGGUCAAAGGAUAGAAGAGGAAUGAGUAGAUCUAGGGAUAAAAAAUAUAUGAGUGAUUCUAGAGAUAAGAAGCAUAGGAGUAGAUCAAGAAGUAGGAGAGAAAGAACACCAGAUAGAAAGAGAGAUAGAAGCAUGGAAAAGAAAUUUAAAAAGGAACAGUCUGAAUAUGAUGAUGAUCCUAUACCUGGAAAGAUUUAUUCAGGAAAAGUUACAAAUACAGUUCCAUUUGGAUGUUUUGUGCAACUGGAAGGCUUGAGAAGAAGAUGGGAAGGUUUAGUACACAUUUCACAACUGAGAUCUGAAGGCAGAGUGACAAAUGUAUCUGAAGUGGUCAACAAAGGCAGCAAGAUAAAGGUAAAAGUAUUAUCUGUAACCGGCCAAAAAGUGUCUCUAUCAAUGAAAGACGUCUGUCAGAUGACCGGUAAAGAUCUCAACCCCUUAUCUCACACCCCUAUCGAACGAGAAGACAAGGACCGUAACCCUGAUCACCCUAUGGUGAGCAGCACAUCGAUACUACGGCUCCCGGUUAAUGUCGACGAGAACGAAGAGGACUCCAGGAAACGAGUGAUGAGGAUCUCUAGUCCAGAGAGGUGGGAGAUCAAGCAGAUGAUCUCUUCCGGUUGUAUCGAUAAGAGCGAGCUGCCCGAUUUCGAUGAAGAGACUGGUUUGCUGCCGAAGGAUGAUGAUGGAGGAGAAGCUGAUAUUGAAAUUGAAUUGGUUGAAGACGAACCACCGUUCUUGCAAGGUCACGGCCGGGCUCUGAACGAUCUCAGCCCAGUGCGUAUAGUGAAGAACCCAGACGGCUCCCUGGCACAAGCUGCCAUGAUGCAAUCUGCACUAGCAAAGGAAAGAAGGGAACAGAAAAUGCUGCAACGGGAACAGGAAGUCGACGCCCAGCCAGCGAAAAACAAAAGUUGGAUAGACCCCCUGCCUGAAGAUGAAGCGAGAGCCAGUGGAGCAACGGCGAGAGGAGUCGGACUACAAGGGCAGGACUUGCCUGAGUGGAAGAAACAUGUCAUUGGAGGCAAAAAGUCAUCUUUCGGCAAAAAGACCAACCUCAGCAUAAUCGAGCAACGCCAGUCGCUGCCCAUCUACAAAUUGAAAGAAGAACUGAUCAAAGCCGUGACGGAUAACCAAAUCUUGAUAAUCAUCGGCGAAACGGGAUCAGGCAAAACCACGCAGAUCACUCAGUAUUUAGCUGAAGCCGGAUUCACAGCGAGAGGAAAAAUAGGCUGCACGCAGCCAAGACGUGUGGCCGCCAUGUCGGUAGCGAAGAGAGUGGCCGAAGAGUUUGGAUGCAGACUGGGACAAGAGGUCGGAUAUACUAUUCGUUUUGAAGAUUGCACUAGUCCUGAAACGAUUAUCAAGUACAUGACGGACGGUAUGUUGUUAAGGGAAUGUCUGAUGGAUUUGGAUUUGAAGCAAUAUUCUGUUAUAAUGCUGGACGAAGCUCACGAAAGGACAAUCCAUACCGAUGUGCUUUUUGGUUUAUUGAAGCAAGCAGUCAUAAAAAGAGCAGAAUUGAAGUUAAUUGUAACUUCAGCAACACUGGAUGCAGUGAAAUUUUCACAGUAUUUUUUCAAGGCCCCAAUUUUUACAAUACCUGGAAGAACAUUUCCUGUGGAGGUUCUUUAUACCAAGGAGCCAGAAACUGAUUAUUUGGAUGCCAGCUUGAUAACUGUGAUGCAAAUACACCUGCGUGAACCGCCAGGUGAUAUACUGUUAUUCUUAACCGGUCAAGAAGAAAUCGAUACAGCUUGUGAGAUCUUGUACGAGCGAAUGAAAACCUUAGAUAUUUUUAUAGGUCCUGAUGUUCCUGAGCUCAUAAUUCUCCCAGUGUACUCUGCAUUGCCAUCUGAGAUGCAGACGAGGAUUUUUGAACCUGCACCGCCUGGCAGCAGGAAAGUAGUUAUUGCUACGAAUAUUGCAGAAACUUCAUUGACCAUCGAUGGUAUUUACUAUGUUGUGGACCCUGGAUUUGUGAAACAAAAGGUGUACAAUUCAAAAACAGGCAUGGAUUCUCUAGUUGUCACACCUAUAUCACAGGCUCAAGCGAAACAACGAGCGGGCAGAGCCGGUCGUACCGGUCCUGGAAAGUGCUACCGUUUGUAUACCGAACGAGCAUACCGUGAUGAAAUGCUGCCGACACCAGUGCCCGAGAUCCAGCGUACCAACCUCGCGACGACCGUGCUGCAGCUUAAAACUAUGGGCAUUAAUGACCUCCUCCAUUUCGAUUUCAUGGACGCACCUCCGGUGGAGUCGCUGAUCAUGGCUCUGGAACAGUUGCAUUCGUUGAGUGCGCUCGACGACGAAGGGUUACUCACUAGGUUGGGCAGAAGGAUGGCCGAGUUUCCUUUGGAGCCCAACUUGUCAAAAAUGCUGAUAAUGUCAGUUGCUCUCCAAUGCUCAGACGAAAUCCUGACGAUUGUCAGCAUGCUGUCAGUACAAAAUGUAUUUUAUAGGCCGAAAGACAAACAAGCUUUAGCUGAUCAGAAAAAGGCAAAGUUCAAUCAACCAGAGGGCGAUCAUUUGACGCUUUUGGCUGUGUAUAAUAGUUGGAAGAAUAACAAAUUCAGCAACGCAUGGUGUUAUGAAAAUUUUGUUCAAAUUAGGACUUUGAAGAGAGCGCAAGAUGUCAGGAAACAGCUACUUGGGAUUAUGGACAGGCAUAAAUUGGAUGUUGUGUCAGCUGAACGAAACACAGUAAAAGUGCAAAAAGCAAUUUGCUCAGGUUUCUUCAGAAAUGCAGCAAAGAAGGAUCCUCAAGAGGGUUAUCGAACCUUAGUCGAUAGUCAAGUUGUAUAUAUACAUCCUUCUAGUGCUUUGUUCAAUAGACAACCAGAAUGGGUGAUCUAUCAUGAAUUGGUUCAAACAACCAAGGAAUAUAUGAGGGAAGUGACUACAAUAGAUCCCAAAUGGUUAGUGGAAUUUGCACCAGCAUUUUUCAAGUUCUCUGAUCCGACCAAACUCAGCAAAUUCAAGAAAAAUCAACGGCUUGAACCUCUAUAUAACAAAUAUGAAGAACCGAAUGCAUGGAGGAUAUCUAGGGUUAGAAGAAGAAGGAACUAAGUUAUUAUUUUAUUUAAUGUAAACAAAAAAAUCUAAUAAAAAUAGUACAACAAUUAACCAGAA
Messenger RNA from Acanthoscelides obtectus, 3920 nucleotides. Lineage: Eukaryota; Metazoa; Arthropoda; Insecta; Coleoptera; Chrysomelidae. The record is from the annotation of a GenBank genome assembly.